Fusarium pseudograminearum CS3096 is the source of this 1347-nucleotide messenger RNA. RefSeq lists its product as uncharacterized. The transcript is spliced from 2 exons. The record is from RefSeq and is a predicted model, not a curated record. Lineage: Eukaryota; Fungi; Ascomycota; Sordariomycetes; Hypocreales; Nectriaceae. The coding region runs from base 1 to 1347 and encodes 448 amino acids.
AUGCAUCGCGUGUACAGAGGCAACCGUGGUUCUCUCUCGACCGCGACUGCGGCCAGACAGAAGAUUAACACUUCCAAAACCCAUCCACUCGGAGAUGUCAUUGAGCGUGUCACCAGGGGCAGCCUCUCCGACACUGGUGUCCGCGCAGAGAUCGACAACGUCCAGUUUGUUGCAUCUUACAACUGGGUCAGCUCUUCAACCCCAACGAUACUCAUCCCAGGCGAGCCUCCCAAAUGGAUGCCCCUCAAGGGCGACAACAAAUUGCCCCAAGAUUCCGGCGAUUACUAUCGCGACCUCAACGCCGCUUCUUACCCCAAGCAUCCCUUGGAGCCUGCCAUCGUCUCAAUCAUGAAGAUGCAUCCAGAGCCCAUGCCCGUCAACAUUGUCGCAUGCGGUAGCUCAAUAGGUAACCUCCUACGUUAUGCCAGAGGGGUGGAUCUGGACCACUGCUUUCGCAUUCUCGUUGAGAGGGUUGGCGACACUGUCCAUCUCAUUCGCAGAGAGGAUUCACCUGAUCAGACAAUCGAGGAUGUCCGUGGAUUUGGGCAUACCUUUCCCGAGGCGUACACUACAUGGGGCUCUGGAGCUAAGCGGUCCAAGACUCACCAAAGAAUCAUUUCCUAUAACUUUGCCGGUCAUGACCUACUUGUACGCUUCGAAGGUGACGGGUUUAUUGGUUCGUCCAGCCCCGAAACUACUGUCAAGUCCAGCGACAAGGUGUCCAACAAAGAUGAUUUGGACCAGAUCGAAGACCUUGACGUCAGUCAUUUGCCAGUAGACACCAACAACAACCUUGUCAUUUUGGACGCUGGCGAGAAUGUCCCUCACAGCAGCAUCUUCGACUUGAAGACACGAUCGGUGUAUACCCGCACAAGGGAUCAUCUCGGAAACCAACUCCCGCGCUUGUGGAUUUCCCAGAUCUCGCAGUUCCUCCUCGCCUACCACGAAAAAGGCCUCUUCCGGGAAAGCGACAUCGAGAUAAAAAAUGUCAAAUCCGAUGUUGACAAAUGGCAAGAUGAGAACCAGCCAUCGCUCAAUCGUCUUGCUGCCCUCUUUCACGUCAUCAUGGACAGUGUCCGAAACUCUGAGGAUGGUAAGUUGGAAAUCGUCUGGUCGCAAGAUGGCUCUCUCGAAAUUCGCAAACAACUUCCAGACGCAGGGGACGUUCUGUCGAAGUCUGUCAGGGAGCAAUGGGAGGCUUGGCUGGGAGGUGAGAAUGAGGACGAGAAUGACCCAGAAGGUUCCGGGCGUUGGGAAGACUUCAUGGCAACACUCUCAGACAGUGAUGACGAGAGUGAUUACGCUGCAUGUGACGCUGAGUGCGGCUACUGUGGAAAGUGCAAGUAG